Messenger RNA from Porites evermanni, 2197 nucleotides. The record is from the annotation of a GenBank genome assembly. NCBI's taxonomy places the organism in Eukaryota, Metazoa, Cnidaria, Anthozoa, Scleractinia, Poritidae.
CUGCCUUUUGUUAAUAGGAGAAAUUUUGGCCAGCUAUCGGAAGUAAUGAUGUACGAUCUUCUUGAUAGCAGUAGCAGUUCAAGUUCGAGUGACAGUGAAGAUGAAUUGGAUGUGCUUUUAUUGGAGUUGGCUACUACUCCGAGCCGAGAACUUGGACCCCACGUUAGUUUAGAUGACAUAAGUGAAAUCGACUGUAAACUAUUAUUCAGGUAUAUCAACAGAGACAGAGUUGUGCUUGAAAUGUUCGUGUUCUGCAAAUUGUUUCAAUCACUCUUACGUGUUUUCUUUUUGUUUAUAUCUUGUACGACUUGUCAACUUGUACCGUUCACAGAUUUGAAAAGGUCGAUAUUCCACGCCUCAAGAGUGCUCUACAAUCACCAGGAUAUUACAUUUGUCGGAAUGGCACGUGUGCCACAGCCAUGGAGGCGUUACUGAUAUUGCUGCGCAGAUUAGCCUAUCCAAAUCGUUGGUGUGAACUCGUUUCUCUUUUUGGAAGAGCCGAACCAGAAUUGAGCAUCAUUUUUAAUACGGUAGGUGGCCAACAUAAAAAAUGAGGUUUUGAAAAAAAUAUAUAUAUAUAUAUUAUAAAAUAGUUUUAUACUGAUAGGUGAUGAUGAUCAAAUACAGGGUUCCCACAGUCCUUGAAAAUCCUGGAAAGGAAUAAGCCCUGGAAAGUCCUGAAAAAUCAUUGGCUGGGGUCUUUGAAAAUCCUGGAAGGGGAAAAAUAUACUGCAAGUUUUAUUUGGAACAGAAGGUCCUUGAAUUUGCUAGAAAAUCUGGGAAGUCCUGGAAAAGUCAUUGAAUUUCACAUUAAGUUAAGAGUGGGGACCCUGGCGAUAAAUUUUAUUCCCCAAAAAAUUCAUGGUCUUUCUAGGAAAGUGCACACUCCAAGUCAAAGAUUCCUUGUGCAACAGAGAAGGAAGCUGUUAGUGAGGCUGCACAAACAGCAUCAAGCAUUUUUGCCAUAUUCCUUUGAAGAUAGCAAGGGGGAGGGGGGUUGGUAUAGAAAGAAGAAACCAUUUUAUUGGAAAGGAGGGGGGCGGGCUAUAAAAGAGGUCGCCAGUCUCUAUAGGUCAUGGUGGAUCCCUGAGGAGUACAGUUGUUUUGACCAGAUCCCCUAAAUGCUUUCAAAUCAUAGAUAAUGGAUGACAUCCACAAUCGAUACAGCCAUUUACUGGAUUCCCUGGAUCUCAUAUGGCUUGACACUGGACUGUUUUCAGAAGUUAUACAUGCCAAAGGGGCUCCUCUACAACAGUGCUGGGGUUUCAUAGAUGGAACAGCACGACCAAUAGCAAGACCUAUCCAUAGUCAAAGGAUUAUGUUUAGUGGCCACAAAAGAACACAUUGCAUAAAGUUUCAGGUAAAAUAAGUUACAUGUUGCUGAUGAUGAAGAAAUUCCAUUACUAAGCAAUUGUUUUCCUUGUAUAUACUUAAGCAGCUGAAAUAUGACAGCCAAAGCUUGAUUUUGGCAUAGAUGAGAGAAUGUUUUCCAAUUUGGCAGCUAUCAUUUGCCAAGACUUUUUUAAACUCAAGAUGCAAAAAUAAAGAAAAUCAACAUGGCAGGUAAACUGUGUCCCCUUAAAAAUGUAUACUUGAUAACAGUAUGCAAAUAAAGGUUAUUGUUGGACACUAUACACAAACGACUUUGAAACACUUGCCAUAAUGCUCAAGAAAACAGUGGACAGUAUCAAAGUUUUCAUCAAGUUUUUGACAACAAUUUGUCUUCUUGCAGUCAAUUCAAGCACCCAAUGGACUGAUAGCUCACAUGUUUGGACCAAUUGAGGGACGGAGGCAUGAUGCUUUCAUGCUUGGUGUGAGUGACCUGUUGCCCAAACUGCAAGGUUUUGUUCAACCUAAUGGGCGGCCCUAUGUCAUCUACGGAGAUCCAGCCUACCCCAUUACAUGCAACAUCUUGGCUCCUUUUCGAGGAGUCAAUCUAACCAUUCAUGAACAAGAAUUCAACAGAAAGAUGAGCAAAGUCAGAGUGAAUGUGGAAUGGGGCUUUGGAAAGAUCAGCCAGAAUUUUGCUUACUUGGAUUUUAAAAAAAAUUUGAAAGUUCUACUCCAGCCAGUAGGAAAAUAUUACCUAGUCGCUACCAUUCUGAUCAAUUGUCAUACUUGCCUGUAUGGAUCUCAAACAAGCUCAUUUUUUGAGCUGGAACCGCCAACACUUGAAACAUACUUGUCCAAUCAAUGA